AUGAAUAUUUCUAGAUUUUGGCUGUUAAUUACAAUAAUAUUAAUUUAUAUUACAAGUUUAGAAAGAGAUGCGGAGGAAAAAGGACUUGUAAAUUAUUCUUCUCAAGUUUCAAUUUUAGAAUUAACUAAAAAAAAAUCUAAGUCAAAGAAAAAAAAAAAGCAAAAAAAGAAAAAAAAAAGCAAAAAAAGUACAAGAGAAGAAAAUAAAAAGUUGAAAAAGAAGGUUUCUACUAAGGAAAAACGUAAAGAGAAUAAGAUGAAGAAAUUAAAUAAGAAACAACAAGAAAAGAUGGAAAAGAAGCAAAAAAAAUUAGAAGAAAAUAAAAAAAAAGAGGAAUUAAAGAAGAAAAAACAAUUGGAAAAGAAAGAAAAAGAGGAAAAAAAGAAGGAGAUAAAGAUACAGAAACAGCAGGAGAAAAAACAAUUAAAGGAACAGGAGCGUUCUCAGAAAAAAGAGAAAAAAAAGGGUAAAGAUUUAAAUAAAGAAAAAAGUGUAAGAAAAAAUCCAUUUGAAAAAUUCAAGGAGAUUAGAAGAAAUAAAAUACAAAAUAGCAGGGUUUAUAAUAAACUGUAUAAUACUGAUACCGAUGUAGAUACUGAUAUUUCUGAAGCUGAAGUUGAAACUAAUAGCUCUUUAAAUUCUACAAACAAAAUUCGUUCUUCUCAGGUCAAGCCAGUUUCAUCAAAGUCUAUGGUAUCAUUUCCUAUAAUAAAUAAGAGUAAAUUUGAACAUGAAGAUGAGGAUGAGAAUGAGGAUGAGGAAUAA
Molecule: messenger RNA, 765 nt
Organism: Cryptosporidium ubiquitum
Lineage: Eukaryota; Apicomplexa; Conoidasida; Eucoccidiorida; Cryptosporidiidae
Exons: 1
Coding region: 1-765 (254 amino acids)
Source: RefSeq, a predicted model, not a curated record